CUGUCUGGAGGUUUUUCGUUUGGGGAGGGACUGAGGAGCGCCUGGUAGAGCGGGAGCUUCAGGGCAGCAGGCAACCCCCUGGCCCAAAAAGCCUGGAACUCGAGGACCAGCUGGCGGUGCGGCCUGGGACACCCCUACCUUGUCUCUCAGGGAAAGGCCUUGGAAAGCAGUGGUUGCACCAGACAGCCCAGGAAAGAGCCGAAGCCUGAAGACCUGGGGCCACCUGCUGUUCCCUGGCAUUCAUGUCCCUCUGGGGUGGAGGAAGGACCCGGGACAAUGGCUGCUGCUCAUGAUCUGGAGAUGGAGAGCAUGAAUCUGAAUCUGGAGAGAGAGAUGAAGGAAGAGCUGGAGGAAGAGGAGAAAAUGAGAGAGGAUGGAGCAGGGAAAGAUCGUGCCAAGAAGAAAAAGGUCCAUAGGAUCGUCUCAAAAUGGAUGCUUCCCGAAAAGGCCCGAGGAACAUAUUUGGAGAGAGCUAACUGCUUCCCACCCCCCGUGUUCAUCAUCUCCAUCAGCCUGGCCGAGCUGGCAGUGUUUAUUUACUAUGCUGUGUGGAAGCCUCAGAAACAGUGGAUCACCUUGGACACAGGCAUCUUGGAAAGUCCCUUUAUCUACAGUCCUGAGAAGAGGGAAGAAGCGUGGAGGUUUAUCUCAUACAUGCUGGUACAUGCUGGAGUUCAGCACAUCUUGGGGAAUCUUUGUAUGCAGCUUGUUUUGGGUAUUCCCUUGGAAAUGGUCCACAAAGGCCUCCGUGUGGCGCUGGUGUACCUGGCAGGAGUGAUUGCAGGGUCCCUUGCCAGCUCCAUCUUUGAUCCCCUCAAAUGCCUUGUGGGAGCUUCAGGAGGAGUCUAUGCUCUGAUGGGAGGCUAUUUUAUGAAUGUUCUGGUGAAUUUUCGAGAAAUGAUUCCUGCCUUCGGAAUUUUCAGACUGCUGAUCAUCAUCCUUAUCAUUGUGUCGGACAUGGGAUUUGCUCUCUAUAGAAGGUGCUUUGUUCCUGAAAAUGGGCCUCCGGUGUCUUUUGCAGCUCACAUUGCAGGUGGAUUUGCUGGAAUGUCCAUCGGCUACACGGUGUUUAGCUGCUUUGAUAAAGCACUGCUGAAAGAUCCAAGGUUUUGGAUAGCAAUCGCUGCUUAUUUAGCUUGUGUCUUGUUUGCUGUGUUUUUCAACGUUUUUCUAUCUCCAGCAAACUGACCUGCCCCUAUUAUAAGCCAACUAAUAAAAAGAGCCAUCUGGAGGAAGAAAAAAAAGGGAAAACCCUGUGAAGAAACAGAGAAGUCUCAGCAAAGGCUAACAAUUUUAUAUAGAGGACAAAACAGCAUUAAAUUAAUCAGUUUCAAGGACUGCCUACAAAAGGAUCUUAGGAUUUAAGGAAGGGGCUUCUGAAUGUAGAAAGGGAAGAAGAGAGAAAAGAAGGGUAGUAAAAACUAGAGAUGGGGGCCAGCCGCGGUGGCUCACACCUUUAAUCCCAGCACUUUGGGAGGCCGAGGUGGGCGGAUCACCUGAGGUUGGGAGUUCAAGACUAGCCUGACCAACAUGGAGAAACCCCCAUCUCUACUAAAAAUACAAAAUUAGCCGGGCAUGGUGGCACGUGUCUAUAAUCCCAGCUACUUGGGAGGCCGAGGCA
This is a messenger RNA of Saimiri boliviensis boliviensis (Bolivian squirrel monkey), 1621 nucleotides long. It is a transcript of the gene RHBDL2, whose product is annotated as rhomboid like 2. Gene Ontology annotation, cellular component: membrane. The record is from RefSeq and is a predicted model, not a curated record. Gene Ontology annotation, molecular function: serine-type endopeptidase activity. NCBI's taxonomy places the organism in Eukaryota, Metazoa, Chordata, Mammalia, Primates, Cebidae.